Molecule: messenger RNA, 2038 nt
Organism: Diospyros lotus (date-plum)
Lineage: Eukaryota; Viridiplantae; Streptophyta; Magnoliopsida; Ericales; Ebenaceae
Product: RING-H2 finger protein ATL46-like
Exons: 2
Coding region: 517-1608 (363 amino acids)
Source: RefSeq, a predicted model, not a curated record
CGUGGUCUCACUGGGCCUUCACUUCAGCUUUUUGGAACCUACUAGGUCUCUGCUUAUUCCUACUUGCCCCUUCAGUACAAAAAGCUAUUCAGGGAGAGAGAGAGAGAGAGAGGGGGGGUGUGCUUAGGGUUUUCUGCUGCAUGUGCUACUGUCCAAGCACUCACAGAUUCAAAUGUAUGAGAAUUUUGGUUCCAUUUGGAAGCAGGUUUUCAAUAAUUUGAGGUAGGUAAGCUGCAAGAAAUCUCCGCAUGUGAAAGCAAGAAAAAAGAAGAUGGUAUUUUCUGGGAUUAAGUUUCCCCUUUAAGCAACAGGGUAAUCUCAAAUCUGUGUUGCUGUUUGAUUUUUCAUUAUUUUAGUUGGUUAAACUAAAUUAGUUUCCUUCUGAAUUGACUUGGGUUUGAUCUCAAAUCAAGGAAGAGCAUGGCUUGGAAACUUCAUAUACCUGAAAGAACUAGUCUGUUUGAUCCCUGAAUGUUGAGCAAAUAGUUGGUUUUUCAUCGUGCUUCUUGGCUAAAAAUGCCUUGGAUUCAAUCUCAGACAAAGCAAAGAGGCGGUCGUUUGACCCGCUCUCUGUACUCUACUGUGCUUUCUUCUUCCUCUUCUCCUCCCCCAUUGCCACCAAGUUACCUGAAACAACCAGCUCCAUCACCAUCGUCUGGGAGCAAAUUAAGCCCAGCUGUUCUUUUCAUCGUUGUUAUACUUGCUGUCAUAUUUUUCAUCUCUGGUCUCCUCCACUUGCUUAUUAGAUUCUUAUUCAAGCAAAGAUCUUCCUCGUCAGUUUCUCAAUCCAAUAGGUACCUAGAGGGCUCUGGAGCUGUCCAGAGACAGUUACAGCAGCUCUUCCACCUCCAUGACUCUGGCCUAGAUCAGGCUUUCAUUGAUGCCCUCCCUGUGUUCCUCUACGAAGAAAUUAGGGGACCCAAAGAGCCAUUUGAUUGUGCUGUUUGUCUCUGUGAAUUCUCAGAGCAUGACAAGCUAAGAUUGCUUCCCUUGUGUAGCCAUGCCUUCCACAUAGAUUGCAUAGACACCUGGCUGCUGUCCAAUUCGACAUGCCCACUUUGCAGAGGGACCCUUUUCACUCCAGGGUUUUCCAUUGAAAACCCUUUUGAUUUUGACGAUUCUAGGGAAGAAGAUGGGUUUUCAGGCCAUGGAUUUGGUGGACUCCCUUCUGCUCCGAAGCCUUCAGAGAAUGAGAUCGUUGGUGAAAAGAGAGUGUUCACCGUGAGGCUUGGGAAAUUUAGAAGCACAAAUGAUGAGGCAAAGGAGGGAGAGACCAGUAGCAGUAAUUUGGAUGCAAGGAGAUGUUACUCAAUGGGUUCAUGUCAGUAUGUGGUUCCUAAUUCAAGCCUGCAAGUGACCUUGUGCCCCAAUAGAGCUAAUGGCAAUGGUGGGGUUGUGAGAGGAAGAGGGCAGAACGGGAAUUCUGCAGUUGAUGGGGACACUGAGGGGAAGAAGAUCAACAUUGGCAACAAACGUGAGAGCUUUUCUGUCUCCAAGAUCUGGCUUUGGUCUAGGAAGGGCAAAUUCCCGAGUUCUUCAGAUUCGCAUAUCUUUAAUUCUUCUUUAAACGUUGGUUUACCAUGGACUGAGAAAGUUCCAGCUACAUGAUGAAGGGCAUCCCAAAAAUGAGCCUAAAACAAUCGAACGCCAUACAAAUGUGACCUUUCAGUUUGCGUUUCAAUCCAAUCCACCCGAAUCUGAUACAAACUUGAGACACAGAGAGAAAAGGGGAGAGAGAGCUCAACUCAGCUCAGCUCAAGCUCAGCUCAACUGGCCGCCAUCAUAUUGAGAGGCAAUUUGGAGGGGCACAAGUCAAACCAUAGGUGACAUGGGAUUGGUCUUUUCCAGAGGUCUUGGCUAUGGACCCCACCAACUCUUCUACAUGACUGGACGGCGGUUUGAUCGAUGGAAGAAUCCAAGAAACUGCCUGUUAUGUUUGUUUUUUAAUGUUUAUGUUUAUUUAUUUAUUUUAAUUCAUUUUUAAUUAAAUUACCGCACGUAUAUCUAUUUAGAAUAUAUAUAUGAGUGGCAUUUUUAA